Glycine soja is the source of this 7963-nucleotide messenger RNA. RefSeq lists its product as uncharacterized. The coding region runs from base 485 to 7570 and encodes 2361 amino acids. NCBI's taxonomy places the organism in Eukaryota, Viridiplantae, Streptophyta, Magnoliopsida, Fabales, Fabaceae. The record is from RefSeq and is a predicted model, not a curated record. The transcript has 7 exons.
CAUAAAGACAAAGAAAAGAAGAGGAAAAAAAAAAACAGAUUUCUUGGUUUGGCUUACUCGCUCAGCUCGCUCUCACAUUGUUAAGUUAAACUUGAACUUCCCUCUUUACGUUUAUUUUCAUAUCUCUCUCUCGCCGCUUAGGCUAUAGUAGGGCUUCUCCUAUUGGUCGCACUCUUAACCAGCGCCGUGCUCUAUCUUGCGCCCCCGUAGGUGACCGUCUUAUCCCACACUGCCACCCUUCCCUUUCAAACCCUAAUUAGAAACAAAACACAAAAAUUAACAACCAUCGCCCCAGAUCCCAGUCUUCCGUUCUCCGAUCGCAGCUGCACCCAAUCCUGUCGUUUCGAUCAUCGGGUUAGGGUUAGUUAGGGUUAGGGUUGGAAUUCAACAAUCCGUGAAUCGGGAUCAAAAGUCAGCAGAGGAAGAAAUCGCAUAAAGUUAGGGUUUUCAUGCUUUGGCGAUUCACACUUGGUUCGCGACUGCGAUGGCAGCCAAUUCCGGCACCAAAUACGUCUCAGUGAAUCUGAACAAGUCCUAUGGCCAGCAUUCCUCCGCCCGGACGCCGCGCCCUUCCGCCGGAGCCGCCGCGGCUCCGCCGUCGUCGCGGCCUCGCAGCUCGCACAAAGCCGGGCCCAAGCUUUCCGUUCCGCCCCCCUUGAACCUUCCUUCGCUGCGGAAGGAGCAUGAGCAGUUCGAUUCGCUGGGAUCGGGAGGUGGGCCCGCCGGCCCGGGUGGUUCCGGAAGCGGGCCCAGGCCCAGCUCCUCCGGUUUGGGCUGGACCAAGCCCGUCGCUGAGGACGUGUCGCUGCCUGUCGUUAAACCGGCAGCCGCCGCGGCCGCUGUGCCGGUUUCGUCGGCCGUUUUGAGAGGAGAGGAUUUUCCUUCUCUGCGGGCCACCUUGGUGCCUGUGCCUGGUUCAAAUCAGAAGAUCCAGGAGAAUCAGAAUUCGAUUCAGAAUCUGAAUCUGAAUCUGAAUCAGAAGCAGAAACAUUCUCUGGGUGAUGAGAAUGUGUUUAUUGAGGAGAAGAAUGAGGGUUCUUUGGUUACUGAUCAGUUUAGUGUUCCUCGCAGAGUGAAUGUGGCUGGUGGUGGUGAUGAUGGUCGCGGUUCGCGGGUGGUGAACCCGAAGUAUGGUGGUGGUGUUGGGAGGAAGCAGGAGGAGUAUUUCCCUGGUCCUCUGCCGCUGGUUCGGUUGAACCCACGGUCAGAUUGGGCCGAUGAUGAGCGUGACACAGGGCACGGUUUGAGCAGGGAGGGUAGGGAUCAUGGUUUUCCCAAGGGGGAAGUUUUUUGGGAUUUUGAUAUUCCUAGGGUUGGUGGUUUGCCUCAUAAGCAUGAGAAGAGGGGACUAUUGAGGGGCAAUGAAGUUGUAAAGGCUUUGAACAGUGAAGUGGAGGCUUAUGAUAGAAUGGGGCCCGAAGGGAAUUCUUGGAGGAGUUCGAACUUGUCCUUUCCCAAGGAUGCUGGAAAUGAGAGAAAUGGUGUUGGUGUGAGGUCGUCAAGUGGGAGUAAGGAUGUGGGGAAGGAUAGUAACAAGUAUGUUCCGUCGCCAUUUAGGGAUGAUGAUGCUGGAAAGAGGGAUUUUGUAAGGAGGGAUGGUCAGGGUGGGAAACAGCAGCCUUGGAAUAAUGUGGUGGAACCGUAUGGUGAUCGGCAUCGCGAGCAACUCAACAGGAAUAGAGCUGAUUCUGUCCAGAGCUCGGUGUCAAGAUCAGCUUUCUCGAUGGGUGGUAAGGGGCUGCCUGUUAAUGAUCCUCUGCUUAAUUUUGGUAGAGAGAAGCGGGCUUUGCCAAAGAGUGAAAAAGGUUUCUUGGAGGAUCCGUUUAUGAAAGAUUUUGGAGGUUCUAGUUUUGAUGGGAGGGAUUUGUUGGGUGGUCUUGUUGGGGUGGUCAAGAAAAAGAAGGAUGUGCUGAAGCAAACUGAUUUCCAUGAUCCUGUGAGAGAAUCCUUUGAGGCGGAGCUUGAAAGGGUUCAGAGGAUGCAAGAACAGGAGCGGCAGCGAAUCAUUGAGGAGCAAGAAAGGGCAUUGGAGUUGGCUCGCAGAGAAGAGGAGGAAAGAUUAAGGCAGGCUAGAGAACAGGAAGAGAGGCAGAGGAGAUUGGAAGAAGAGGCAAGAGAGGCAGCAUGGAGAGCUGAACAAGAGAGGAUUGAAGCUUUGCGAAAGGCUGAAGAACAGAGGUUAGCUAGGGAAGAAGAGAAACAAAGGAUGGUUUUAGAAGAAGAGAGGAGAAAACAAGCUGCUAAGCAGAAGCUUUUAGAAUUGGAGCAAAGGAUUGCUAGAAGGCAGGCUGAGGCAUCCAAAAGUGGCAGUAAUGCUCCAGUUGUUGUGGAGGAGAAAAUGCCUGCAAUAUUGAACGAAAAAGAAGCAUCAAGGGCUACAGAUGUGGGUGAUUGGGAGGAUAGUGAAAGAAUGGUUGACAGGAUAUUGACUUCAGCAUCUUCUGAUUCAUCAAGUGUGAAUAGGGCAUUGGAGAUGGGCUCUAGGUCUCACUUCUCUAGAGAUUUAUCUUCCACCUUUGGGGAUAGAGGAAAACCAGUAAAUUCAUGGAGAAGAGAUGGAUAUGAGAAUUGGAACAGCUCAACAUUUUAUCCACAAGACCAGGAGAAUAGUCACAACAGUCCCCGCAGAGAUUUAUCAAUUGGUGGAAAGCCAUUUAUGAGGAAAGACUAUAAUGGUGGUGCUGGAUUUGUGUCUUCAAGGCCUUAUUAUAAAGGUGGAAUUUCAGAGCCUCAUUUAGAUGAAUAUGCUCAUGUAAAACCACAGAGGUGGAACCAAUCUGCAGAUGGAGAUAAUCUAAGCAGAAAUACAGAGAUUGAUUCUGAUUUUCAUGAAAAUUAUUUUGAAAGAUUUGGUGAUGGUUGGACACAGGGCCGUUCCCGUGGCAAUCCAUUUCCUCAAUUCCCUGAGCGUACUUAUCCAAAUUCUGAGUCAGAGGGACCCUAUGCCUUGGGGAGGUCACGGUAUUCUGUCAGGCAGCCUCGAGUACUUCCUCCUCCUUCACUAGGUUCUGUUCACAGAACUUACAAAAAUGAAAAUGAACACCCUGGCCCUUCUGCUUUCCUAGAAAAUGAGAUGCAUUAUAAUCAGGCAACCAGAAGUGACUCUACCCUUCCAACUGGUUAUGACAAUGGGAACCGUGGACAACCUGAAGUAGUGGAUGCCCGGCAAGAGACUACUGAGAAUGAGGACCAUAAAGUGGAAUCCACACCGAGGUGUGAUUCUCAGUCUUCACUCUCUGUUUCAAGCCCCCCAAGUUCUCCAACACAUCUUUCUCAUGAUGACUUGGAUGACUCUGGAGAUUCCCCUACGAUAUUGACUUCUGAAGGAAGCAAAAAUGACCCCCUCACAGCUCCAGAUAAUGAAUCCAUUGCAACACCUGCUGGAAAUGAAAAUGUAGUUACUCCAUGUGCUGUCUCUAGUGGGGAUGAUGAUGAAUGGACUACUGAGAAUAAUGAGCAGUUCCAGGAACAAGAAGAAUAUGAAGAUGAAGAUUAUCAGGAAGAAGAUGAAGUGCAUGAAGGAGAUGAUCAUGCUCAACUCAACCAGGAUUUUGAAGAUAUGCAUUUGCAGGAGAAAGGAUUGCCCCACUUGAUGGAUAACCUAGUAUUAGGAUUUGAUGAGGGUGUCCAGGUUGGGAUGCCUAAUGAAAAGUUUGAAAGGACAUCAAAAGAUGAAGAAACAACAUUUGUGGCACAACAGGCUUCUGGCAUCUCUCUAGAAGAAUGUGUAUCUUAUGAUAAUGCAAGUGAUGAUGACAAGGCCCUCCAACCUGUUAAUGAUACUAAGGUGAAUCUUAACAGCACUUCCAGUGUGUUCCAGGAAUCCGAGAAGCCAGCUCAAGAUCUGGUCAUUCAGCCUAGUAAUUCUCUUUCCCCUGUGGUGUCUGAGAGUUUAGGUAAUGUGGAAGCUUCUAAUGGCCUGUUGACCCACCAUAGUACGCUGAGUUCAGUUACUGUUGCCCCUCACUACUCAUCUUCUGGUCAAGCUGUUUCCUCUAAUGUACCUAAUGCUCCAAGUCAAGCUGAGGUACCCAUUAAGCUUCAAUUUGGUCUGUUUUCUGGUCCAUCCUUGAUACCAUCACCUGUACCUGCCAUACAGAUUGGUUCUAUACAGAUGCCACUGCAUCUGCAUCCACAAGUUGGUGCACCCCUCUCACACAUGCAUCCAUCGCAGCCUCCUUUGUUUCAAUUUGGCCAGCUAAGAUAUACUUCUCCCAUAUCACAAGGUAUAAUGCCUCUUGGUCCUCAAUCAAUGUCAUUUGUUCAGCCAAAUAUACCAUCCAGUUUCUCUUACAAUCGUAACCCUGGAGGUCAAAUGCCAGUUCAAAAUGCUCCAGAAACUUCUGAUUCCUUUAUAAAAAAUGAGAUUAGGCAUCAUUCUGUUGACAGCCAACCAGGUAAUUCAAGAAACUUAUCACAAGGUUCACUGCCAAGUGAGAAUGCAGAAAAUAUUGCUGGAAUAAAGCAGGGUCGAAUUGAGUCUUCCCAUGUUCAUAAUAAUAGCAGUAGAACUUCUACUAGUUUCCAAUUGGAUAAGCGGGGGAAUCAAAAUGUAGUUGGAAAGAGAAGCAAUAUUUCAUCCAGUGCAAAAGAAUCAGAAGUUCAGCCUGUCACUAGAGAUGCAUCAUAUAAUCCAGUUUCAAAAGAGAAUUUUAUGGAGUCAAAAACACAAUUUGGUGGCAGGGGAAAGAGAUAUGUCUUUACUGUAAAAAAUUCAAACCCAAGAUCAUCUGGUCCAGCUCCAAGGGUUAAUCGCCCAGACUCUGGAGGAUUUAUGAGGAGGCCUCGUCGGAAUAUGCAGCGCACUGAGUUUCGAGUUCGGGAAAAUGCUGACAAGAGGCAGUCUACUAGUUCCGUUUUGACUGAUCAGUUUGGAUUGGAUAAUAAGUCAAAUAUCAACGGAAGGGGAGCAGGCAUAUCUGGAAGGACUGUACCUAGGAAGGCUAUGUCCAAUAAAUUGGGAAAACAGACGGUAGAGUUAGCUACAGAAAAUUCACAAGGAAUGGAUUCUGGAAGCAGAGGUGAAAAGGUUGAUGGAAAAGAAUCAACGAAGACUCAGGGCUUCUCGCAUUCUGGACAGAGUAAUCUCAAAAGGAACUUGUGUUCUGAGGAAGACGUUGAUGCUCCAUUGCAAAGUGGAAUUAUACGUGUGUUUGAGCAACCUGGAAUUGAAGCUCCUAGUGAUGAAGAUGACUUUAUAGAAGUAAGGUCAAAGAGGCAAAUGUUAAAUGAUCGACGAGAACAGAGAGAGAAAGAAAUCAAGGCCAAGUCUCGGGUUGCAAAGGCGCAACGGAGACCCCGUUCAGGUUCGCAAAGUGUUGUGGCUGUGGCCAAUUCUACCAAAGGAUCCAUAGCUGGAGUUGAAGUGGCAAAUAGUCUCCAUGCUGAUUUUGUUGCUGCUGAUGUGUUGGGAAUGACAAAAAUGGAUGCCUCAUCUGGAUUUAAUUCAAGUUUAUUGUCCCAAGCAUUACCUCCAAUAGGCACACCACCUCCUUUGAAAAUUGAUACCCAGCCUGAUUUAAGAUCACAGAUAAGCAGGUCACAUCAGACAAGUCUCCCAGCAGUUUCUGGUGGUGAAAAGGACCCGGGUUCUGGUGUGAUAUUUGAAAAUAAGAACAAGGUUCUAGAUAAUGUUCAGACAUCUUUGGGCUCUUGGGGUAAUGCACAAAUCAGUCAACAGGUAAUGGCACUUACACAGACACAACUUGAUGAGGCUAUGAAGCCUCAACAGUUUGAUUCACAGGCUUCUGUUGGCAAUAUGACUGGUGCUGUUGAUGAACCCAGUUUGCCAACAUCAUCCAUUUUGACAAAGGAGAAAACCUUUUCGUCUGCAUCCAGCCCAAUUAAUUCCUUGCUUGCUGGAGAGAAAAUUCAGUUUGGGGCAGUAACAUCUCCGACUGUUCUUCCAUCUAGCAGCCGUGUUGUGUCUCAUGGCAUUGGUCGACCUCGAUCAUCUAGAUCAGACAUGCAAAUGUCCCACAAUCUUACUGCAUCUGAUAACGAUUGCAGUCUUUUCUUUGAUAAAGAGAAACAUGGUAAUGAAUCUCAUGGUCACUUAGAAGAUCAUGAUGCAGAAGCUGAAGCUGAAGCAGCUGCUUCAGCUGUUGCUGUUGCUGCCAUUAGUAGUGACGAGAUUGUUGGAAAUGGAUUGGGUGCUUGUUCUGUCCCUGCUUCAGAUGGUAAAAGUUUUGUAGCUGCAGAUAUUGAUAGGGUAGUAGCAGGAGUAGGUUGUGAGCAGCAAUCAGCUAAUCAAUCUAGAUCUGAGGAGCCUCUUAGCGUAUCUCUUCCAGCAGAUUUAUCUGUUGAGACUCCGCCAAUUUCCUUGUGGCCUCCCUUACCAAGUACCCAAAAUUCUUCGGGUCAAAUGAUUUCGCAUUUUCCUUCUGUCCCUCCUCAUUUUCCUUCAGGCCCUCCUUCUCAUUUUCCUUUCUAUGAAAUGAAUCCUAUGAUGGGUGGUCCUGUCUUUGCUUUUGGACCUCAUGAUGAGUCUGCAUCUACAACACAGUCACAGCCUCAAAAAAGUACUACAUCAGCAUCAAGGCCAAUUGGGAGCUGGCAACAGUGCCAUUCUGGUGUGGAAUCUUUUUAUGGACCUCCAACAGGGUUCACUGGGCCUUUUAUUGCUCCUCCUGGAGGCAUUCCAGGAGUCCAGGGGCCACCACACAUGGUUGUUUAUAACCAUUUUGCUCCUGUUGGGCAAUUUGGUCAAGUUGGCUUGAGUUUCAUGGGAACCACUUAUAUACCCUCUGGAAAGCAGCCUGAUUGGAAACACAUCCCUACAUCAUCUGCUGUGGGAGCUGGUGAAGGCGAUAUGAACAGUAUGAAUAUGGCAUCUUCAUUGCGGAAUCCUGCUAACAUGCCUUCUCCAAUUCAACAUCUUGCUCCUGGUUCACCACUUAUGCCAAUGGCUUCUCCUGUGGCUAUGUUUGAUGUUUCUCCUUUCCAGCCCUCUACUGAGAUGUCAGUACAAGCUCGAUGGCCGCAUGUUCCUAAUUCACAACUUCCUCUGUCAAUCCCAUUGCAGCAACAAGAAGGGGUACAAACUUCUCAGUUUAGCCAUGUUCCUUCUGUUGACCAGCCGCUAAAUGCCAAAAGGUUUACUAGUUCUCGAGCUUCAACAUCUUCUGAUGGGGAUAGGAAUUUUCCUAGAGCUGCUGAUGUGAAUGUCAACCAAUUGCCUGAUGAACUUGGAUUGGUGGACAAUUCAAAUUUCACUGCUACCAAGACUUCAGCACAGACUGUUGUCAUCAAGACUCCAUCCGUGAUCCCCAUUACAGAUACUGUGAAGGUUGAUGUUCAGAAUGGCAAUAGCAGCAGUAGUAAUAACAACCAGAACGCAAGUUCUUCUUUCAAGAAUCAGCCCUCACAAUCUGACCAUUCCUCAGGACAUGGUAAUUAUCAGAGAGGUGGUGUUUCUCAGAGAAAUAAUUCUGGGGGCGAAUGGUCCCAUCGUAGAGUGUACCAAGGAAGAAAUCAAUCUCUGGGAUCAGAUAAGAACUUUUCCUCAACAAAGGUAAAGCAAAUAUAUGUGGCUAAACAGACCAUUAGUGGGGCAUCAACAGUGUCAUGAGGAGCGAGAAAAAUCAGCUGGAUUUGAAAAAACUCAGGAAAGGCUUUGUUAUUAAUUUUUGAUCUGGCAGAAAAUAAAAGUUUUGAUUAAAGCUUCUACUUGGGAGGUUGAUUGUUGAUUUUUGCUGGCUACAACAAAUUCCAUACCAGGUUGUGGUAGGGGAUAUUGGAGACUAGUAUUUAGCAUGGUAAUGUGGCUUUGAUGGACACUGUCGUUUUGCAAUGGUGUAUCUAUCAACCAAGCAUGGUCGAUCUUUGUUUUCUUUUGAUCGUAAAAAAAAUGCAGAUUAUUUAUUGGGCUUGUGUAUCGAAAUCAUUAGUUGUCUUCGUAAAUUCUUUCCAUUAAUAAAUGGGAAGUAUCAGUUUUGAGUAAUGCUAGUUUUCAUGUCUAUAA